This is a messenger RNA of Didymella exigua CBS 183.55, 495 nucleotides long. RefSeq lists its product as uncharacterized. The coding region runs from base 1 to 495 and encodes 164 amino acids. NCBI's taxonomy places the organism in Eukaryota, Fungi, Ascomycota, Dothideomycetes, Pleosporales, Didymellaceae. The transcript has a single exon. The record is from RefSeq and is a predicted model, not a curated record.
AUGACCACCAACAGGCCUUUCUUUGGCGGCUUUCUGGCAGCCUUCCGGGCCCAGCCCACCGUACAGAAAGCUGGCGCAUCGCAGGCCGCCUCAGCAGCGUCCUACUCACACAACAACGCACCGCCCCAGACACAAGGCUACGAUGCCUCGAGUACCACACGCACGAUCACCACCAAGACACGAUCACCGUCACCUGGGGCGACAACGACAGUCGUUCACACAAGCGGCCAGUUCCAGCCCACAAGACAACACGCUACACCGUACCACCGCUCCACAUCACCAGUCCACGCCAAAGCAUUCCCCAUCCCAGGCGCAAAUCAAAGGAGCAGGAGAGGCUCUGACAGCUCUUCAGACGGCUUCAACGAGAUCAUGGGUGCCGAGAAGUGGUACAUCGGUGGUCGAACAGCAACUGGCGAGGAAAAGUUCUACAAGCUCGGCAUGGUGAAGCGUCACCGAAGCACGGAUCGGUUGAGUCUGGACAAACUCAGUAUAUAA